Molecule: messenger RNA, 3153 nt
Organism: Adineta steineri
Lineage: Eukaryota; Metazoa; Rotifera; Eurotatoria; Adinetida; Adinetidae
Source: the annotation of a GenBank genome assembly
AUGAAUCUAUCAGAUCAUACUAUCUAUUCCGCAACUCAAUCAUUACUUAUCAAUGCCCAUUGUUCAACAUUACGACGUAAAGCAAAAAAUAUUGAUACACAAGAAUUAGCAGCGAUGUUAGAUGAUGUUGUUCGUGAAUUGAAAUCUACAGUAUCACGUUCUGCAAUAUAUUUUCACUGUUUCAAUGAAAUAGUUCUUGCAUUAAAUUCAGCUUUACCAGCAUCAUUAAUUCCACUUUAUUCACAUUACUUUUUCGUUCUUCUACGAAAUACAAUACAAGUUCUUCUACAAGAAUUAUAUACAAGACAUGAAUUAAAUCAAUUAGCAACAUAUGCACUUCGAAAUUGUAUUCUACUUCUUGAACAUAUAGUUUCACAAACAAAUGAUGUCUCGAAAAUUUUACAUUGGAUAACUGAAUUAACAUUUAUUAAUUCAUUAGCAAAUUGUUUAAAUCAAAUAGAGCAUAUAUUGAAAGCUAAGGAUAGUAAACUUUAUAUACGACAAAUAGCACGUUUAUUAAAUAUAUUUAAUGGCAUACAAGAACGUUUACCAUUAAAUUUACAUCAAAAUUUAUUUCUUCCAUUACUUCAACCAGUAAUUAAAUGUUUAACAUCAUCUACUUAUAUACAAAUAUUUAAAGAUUUGAGACCAAAUUCAACAAAUUUAACAUCAUCUCAAAAAUUAUUUCUUGUUGAAUGUCCUCAAUUUCUUACAAUUUAUAAUGGUCCACAGAUAGAAGAUACUAUUGAAAAAAUUUUAGAAAUAAUGUUACCACGUUAUGUAUUCAUAAUUGAUUUGCAUAUAAAAACUAUUAAAUAUUGGCAUCAUUCAGUAAAACAUGCGAUGUAUAAUCUUCUCACAGUUCUGGUCUAUGCUGAAAGUUAUUUUACAUUAUAUUUAAGUAAUGAAUCACUGCAAACAUUUAUUAAUCAUCUUUUACGUUUGAUAAGUGAAUCUGAAUUAAUUAGAAAUAUAAAACAAGUCCCAAAUAAUCCUGAAACAUUAUUAAUUGAUGCAGCACUUCAAGUUUUUAGUGUAUUAGUUUAUGAACCUGAUGCACUUGAUUAUAUAAAACAAUGUAAAGCAUUGAGGAUUUUUCAACGAUUAGUAACAACACCAUGUGAAUCUAUUGUUUCAAAUGCUUAUAUGAUGCUUGUUUAUACAGUAGAUGAAAAUGAUAUCAAAGAAUUACAAGACAAUAUAUCCAGACUCAUUUACACCACUCUUAAUCUACUUCAUAAAGAAAUUUAUCCUAAGGAUGCAACUAAACAAGAUGCUCCACCUAGCUCACAAAAUAUCAAUCGAAAUAUUAUACAACUUACAGAAACAUUAGCAUCUCUUGUACAAUACGAACAAGUGAAAAAGGAAAUUAUCAAACAAAAUGCAUUAUUAUUUCUUAUACAAUCUUCACAAAAACUAUCUGGACUAUCAAAACAAUUCAUUCUCAAAUCUCUUUGGACACUAUCAUUUGAUAAACAUAUAGCUCAACAGAUAAAUCAUAAUUCACAAUUUAUUCUUUCAUUACAACAUAUCAAAAAAUCUUCAUCUGAAAAUAAUCAACAAACUAAUCCAUCGAUCUCAUGGAAUGAAUCAACAAAUGAUGAAAUACAAAAAAUAAUAGAUGGUCUUCUUUGGAAUCUUAGUAAAGGUAAUCUUCUAUCGAUUAAUAAAUAUGACUUUUUGAUUCUCAUUGAUUCAUUAACUCAUUUAGAAUCUGAAUAUCGUGCAAACAAAUCCAAAACUAAUGCACAAACAAAGAAAAAUGAUAUAAUGAUAUCAUAUUCUGUGAAAGACAAAGAUAUUGUUAAUAAAAUUGAAGGAAUCUUAGCUAAUGACGGUUUUACUGUUUGGCUUGAUCAAGAUAUUAUUCAUCGACAAAAUAUGGAGAAAGUAGCUGAACAGAUUGAUAAAUCAACGAUGAUGAUCGUUUGUUUAUCAGAUUCAUAUGCAAGAGAUAAUCGUUGUUUUAGUGAAUUGAUGUAUGGAUAUAAUAGUAAACGAUUAAUUGUUCCAUUAAUAAUACAAAAACAAUACAAAGUUGAUGAAUGGUUACGAUCAAUGGUUGAUAAAAAUAAAUGUAUUGAUAUUGAUAUAUCUGAUGUGAAAAAAAGUGGUCCAUUAUUAAUUAAAGAAAUUAAUCAAUAUUGCAGAAAUAAGAUAUCAGUUCCUAAAACAGCAACAACAUCAACCAUGACAACAACAUCAACUAUGACACCAACAAUUAAACGAAAAAAUGCUGAACCAAAUGUCCUCCGUUUUUCAUCUGAUGUUAUUCAUAAACAAAAUUAUGAAACAUCUAAAUCUACUGAUGAAAGUUCAUUAGCAACUACUCGUCCUCGUCCUAUUCUAGUUGAUAAAGAGCAACAAGUUUCAUGUCGUUCACAGUCAAGAGGAACUCUAAUAGGUUUAACACCUAUACCCUCAACACCUUUACUCGUAAAUACAAAUUAUGUGAAAUAUUUACCAGAAGAAUAUAGAAAGCGUAAUACAAGCGAUUCAACAUAUCGUUCAAUACCAAUAGUUACUUGGAACAAGAAAGAUAUACUUGAUUUUUUACAUGAUUUUAAUUUGAAUUUAAUGAUGCCAUUAUGCGAUACAAUGUCAGGUCGAGGAUUGUUACAAUUUUAUCGAAUGUGUCAAAGAAAACCUCAUCGUGUUCAUACUCAGUUAAAUGAAGAAUUGCGUAACCGUUUUCGAGGAUUAACUUUACCGAUGGGUAUUUUUACUCAGUUUCUUAUUGAAAUAGAUAAUUUAUUAGAAUCUGCUUCUGAACCAUCUCGAGCAAUAACUCCAGCAUCCUCAAGGAAGACCGAACGUGUUGUAUUUAUGCCUAUAACAACAAGGUCACAAACAUCAACUCAACGAACUAGUUCUGUAUCAUCAGUAUCUACAAUCACCCCAAUUGUUCCAUUGACCACUACAAAAUCGAUGGAAGAAAAAUCCAAUGUACCAACAAUGCGUAGUACACGAGUUAUCGAACGAUCUAUAUUUCGACCGGCAUCCACUGCUGAUCGACCAUAUGAUUUUAUUAUUGAGACAGGCGAAGAAUCAAAAUUAUUACUUGAAAAAGUUGAACGCUAUGCAUCUGAGUUAUUUCAACUUCAACAAGACGCACGUAGUAGACUUGAAAAGAAAGGUAUUCGUGUGGGAUAA